AUGGCGUGGGAAUUGAGAGUUGAAGCUCAAGACCUCUUAAAGCCAAGACUUGAAAUUAUCAUGCAUCGGUGCAACUACAUACGAGAUACGCAUACGCUUCGAGUUGGCUUUCACGACACUUAG
Sclerotinia sclerotiorum 1980 UF-70 is the source of this 123-nucleotide messenger RNA. RefSeq lists its product with no specific name. The transcript has a single exon. NCBI's taxonomy places the organism in Eukaryota, Fungi, Ascomycota, Leotiomycetes, Helotiales, Sclerotiniaceae. The record is from RefSeq and is a predicted model, not a curated record. Bases 1 to 123 code for a protein of 40 amino acids.